Messenger RNA from Laetiporus sulphureus 93-53, 879 nucleotides. RefSeq names its product transcription factor IIA, alpha/beta subunit. NCBI's taxonomy places the organism in Eukaryota, Fungi, Basidiomycota, Agaricomycetes, Polyporales, Laetiporaceae. The transcript is spliced from 5 exons. The record is from RefSeq and is a predicted model, not a curated record. Gene Ontology annotation, biological process: transcription initiation at RNA polymerase II promoter; transcription by RNA polymerase II. Gene Ontology annotation, cellular component: transcription factor TFIIA complex. Bases 1 to 879 code for a protein of 292 amino acids.
AUGUCCAAUAAACUAGUGCCCAACGUCUAUCGUCAAGUCAUCGACGAUGUGAUGAAGAAUAUACAACCCGAGUUCGAGGAAUAUGGUGUCAGCGAGGACAUCCUUGCUGAGCUCCAGCAUAAAUGGGAGAGCAAGGUUAUCGCUUCCCAUGUGGCCGAGUUCGAGCCUAGUCCCGCGCUGCCACCACAGGCGGCGGCGGCGGCACACCCAACUCAUCCCUCGUACCCGCCACACCCUAUGCACGCGCACAUGCACGGAUUGCCCACGCCGCAUUACCCACCGCACAAUCCAUACGGCCAGACACAUACUCAUGCCCACCAAGGGCCCCAGGUCAAGUCUGAGCCAGUCGAGAACAGGUAUAUGUUGAAUGGACAAGGCAUGACUGCGUAUGGCAUGCCACCAUUGCCCGGUCCUCAGAUCCCAGGGGCACGGCAACCCACCAACAUGACGUAUGCCAGUCAUCCUGCACCUCCUACGGCACGCUAUCCCCCGCCGGGGCCUGCACCUCAACACUCUGCACCUCAGGCUCGCAUUCCGCAGGUGGAUGGACCAUCCUCGUCGUCCUCGGACUCGCCCUCCCCACCUCCAAGUCAAGCUUACGCGCCGCGCUCCUCGCAUCCUUCAUUGCCUCAGCCGGUGCAGACUGCCCCGAGAACUGAGGAUGAUGAAGCCAUAAACAGUGAUUUAGAUGAUACGGAUACGGACAAUGAUGACGACGGUGAGGAAGGCGGUGCUGCCGACACUGAUAUUGUCUUCUGCACGUACGAUAAGGUCGCGCGCGUCAAGAACAAGUGGAAAUGUAUUCUCAAGGACGGCAUGAUUCACAUCAAUGGGAAAGAUUACCUCUUCGCGAAGUGUACUGGCGAGUUUGAGUGGUAA